CACUAUGUCACCACAUCAUAUUAAUUCAACGCUCUCGAUGGUCCAUUUUAUUGCUCUCGAUUGUCACGCUCAAAUCAGAAUUGAAAACGAAACCAAUUUCUACAUUUUGGGUGUUCAUGUCAAAAUUGUAUGUACAUGCAAAGAAUGAAGACGAUCAUCCGGAUUUUUGUCAGCUUUAUGUUUGGGUAAAUACAAGAAUUAAAUAUUGGGGUCGUCGGUCGAUCGAGGAUUGCCGGAGUUGUUUAGGGAAACAAGCCCGGAUGGAAUCGUCUGGGAGAAGUGUUCCGGAUGCCCACCUUGAGAAGUUUGCUAGGGCAAAGAAAGAACAGCAAUUACUAUAUGACGUCACGGGUGACCUCAUCAGCAGAAUCCAAAAUGAGCUACAUGAAAUGUCAUCGGUUCAAGGUAUUGACUCCUGUGCUGUUCAAAUGAGAGUAGACCACCUCGGAGAAAGGAUUGAGAGUCUGAAAAGUGACUUGUCAAGGAAAAAAAUGAAGAUAGCCUUUUUCGGAGGUACGAGCAGCGGGAAGACCACAACUCUGAAUGCCAUGAUUGGGCAAGAACUACUACCAUCCGGGAUGGGUGAUACAACAAGUUGCUUUGUCCAGAUUGAGAAGAUGACCAACGAUUCGAUUUGUGAAAAUAGCUCCAUAGAAAUCUCACCCGCUAAGGAACAUACAGAGGGUUGCUCGAUUGAGAAAAAGAAAGACCAAUCGUACUUCAUCGUCAGGGAGGUCGAGAACAGAGAAAAGGAAGCUUCGCUUGACUCCUUUUUGGAAAAUAGACAACCUCUCACGAUAAAGGCUCUUACAAAGUUAUGUGAUGUAAAAUCAGGCAGCUCAUUGGAUUCAACCUAUCUGGUAGAAAUACAUCUUUCAGAAGAUGACAUCAAGAAUGAUCAUUUGCUUAACUAUGACCUACAAAUUAUGGAUUGUCCAGGAAUCACAAAAUGUCGAGAGCUCGGUGAUAGAGUGAAAACCUUCUGCAAAGACUCGGAUGUACAUCUCUUCAUUGUGAAUCCAAAGACAGUCAUGUCACCAGAGGAGCGAGAACAUUUUGUUGAAGUAGGAAAACGCCUUUCUAAGCCUGACAUCAUUGUUGGUUUCACCCAAUGGGAUUUAUCAGCGAGAGAAAGACACCCUGAAGAGGUUAAAGCUCGCCAUGUGGACUCAGUGUUUGAGUUGCUUAAAGAGCUCGAUGUCGUAAGUACGAGAAUGGAGGCGGAGGAAAGGUGUUUCUUUUACUCUGGAACAGAAGCACUUGAUUUAGCUCUCAAUGAAAAGGGAUUCCUGACAAGGGGAUGGGAAGAGAGAUUCAAGACAUUCCAAAAUUUUAUGUCAAAAAUUGAGGAGAGGGUGACCACUGCAGGAAUAACUGCCAAACUCUCUAUGAAUCGUGAAAAUUGCCAAGAAGUAUCGGACCAAUGCGUCGAAUGUCUCUCAUUAAUCGAAGGGAAUAUACUUAGUAAGACAUCUGAACUUUCUAAGGAGGUUGAGGCACUAACCAUCCAGUUGCAAUCAUAUAAUGAGAAGAUGGAUGAAUUUAUGCAGGAAAGGGAGAAACUGAGGAAGAAUGCUCUUCAAACAAUUGACGAAUCGAUAUUUCGUUGCAUGACUGAAGUAAGCGAAAAGAUGUCUCAGACGCUGAAAAGAAAUUCAGACAGUGAAGAUUUCGAGGAAGACAAUGUCCACCAGUUUGCCGAGAAUGCGAUCCUGCUGUGGUAUCGUCGGAUCCUAAAUGAAUUUCACCGAGCUACAAACCAUGUUUGUGAAGGCUACUCAUUCGAUGUACGAGAAUCUUAUCUGAAGCACAUGACUAAUUUUCCUCACAACACACCUGGGACCUAUCUUGAAAACCAGGACGAGAACGAACAGAGUACGAGCUCUAUCCUUGGAUCUCCGAUUCCCAAAGCAGCUGUAAAGAGGGUAUUGUCUGAGAUUACUGUCCGCCCUGUUUGGACUUCGUUUGCCACUACUCGUCGACGUCUCAGUUCAGUGGAAACCGACGCUGAACGCAACGUCAUAAUUCGCGGCAUGGCUGCUACUACGGGGGUUUUCUUCAUGCAUGUUCGGCGAUGGAUAAGGGCUUCCAUUGAGCAGAAACUACAGAAGCUUACUGCUUUACAGAAAGAUUCCUUGAUCUGUCCUCAUGUGAGACAAAACUGUCACGAACUAGUAGAAGAAUUCUGUGAUAACACCGAUGAAUAUUAUAUGAAGACAUGCGUUCAAGAAAUACGCGACAGUCUUCAGACACGGAGAGAGAAGUUGGAAGAGAAACUUUCUACACUGAUGAAACAUUCCGAAAGUUUCUCCAAACUCAAGAUUGAGGCAGAUCAGAUGCAGAAGUGUCCGGGAAUGUCAAUAACUGAUUAGUCUAGUGGGCAGAUCACAAAUGUUGUUCGACUCUUGUUACGAUUAUACCAUGUUCCUUUUUAAGCCAAUUCCCGUGUAACCUUUUUACAGUCUAUUAAAUGCUUAUAUUUCUCGUUAUGAAUUUAAAACAUUGGAGAGGAAAUGGCUACAUCGGGCAACAUUGUCGGUUUGUUGAUAAUAUUAUCAUUAAUCAAUAUGAGUUCAGUGACAAUUUGAUAUUAAUAUGAUAAAACAAACACCUCUUAACCACUUCACCAGACAAGGUUUUCUGCCAUUAGCCAAAAUACCAAUUGCCCCUC
Molecule: messenger RNA, 2671 nt
Organism: Lytechinus variegatus (green sea urchin)
Lineage: Eukaryota; Metazoa; Echinodermata; Echinoidea; Temnopleuroida; Toxopneustidae
Product: transmembrane GTPase Marf-like
Exons: 16
Coding region: 117-2372 (751 amino acids)
Biological process (GO): mitochondrion localization; mitochondrial fusion
Cellular component (GO): mitochondrial outer membrane
Molecular function (GO): GTP binding; GTPase activity
Source: RefSeq, a predicted model, not a curated record